Microcebus murinus (gray mouse lemur) is the source of this 1346-nucleotide messenger RNA. RefSeq names its product elongator acetyltransferase complex subunit 5 (gene ELP5). Gene Ontology annotation, cellular component: elongator holoenzyme complex; cytosol; nucleus. Lineage: Eukaryota; Metazoa; Chordata; Mammalia; Primates; Cheirogaleidae. Gene Ontology annotation, biological process: tRNA wobble uridine modification. Gene Ontology annotation, molecular function: tRNA binding. The record is from RefSeq and is a predicted model, not a curated record.
ACGUCACUUGCCCUUGUAGUCCGGACUGGGCGGGAGGGCGCCUCGUGGGGCCUCUUCCCUCCCGCCAUUGACAACUGCCCCAACGGCUCUUCCCGCCCCAGUCACAGUGACUAUGUAAAUCGCGGGUGUGGUUCCUAUAAGUGUGCGCUAGGGCUUUGGAGGGUGUCCUCCGUUAAAUCCCCCUGGGACUAUUGAACGCAAUCAUCUCUCAUUCCAGACUAGGUUAGCUCUUAAUGGUGGGAGGAAUCAUGAAUGCCCCGCCCCUUUCACCUGGAGGGGGCGGGCUGUGGGCCAUGACGCCAUCAGGGGGCGCCCGAGGAGACACCGGACGCAAGUCCGAGAUGAUGGAUUCGCUCUUGGGCCUUGGCGGCCUGAUGCUGCUUCGGGAUUCCGUGGAGUGGGAGGGGCGCAGUCUUUUGAAGGCGCUGAUCAAGAAAUCUGCUCUGAGUGGGGAGCAAGUCCACAUCCUGGGCUGUGAAGUGAGCGAAGAAGAGUUUCGUGAAGGUUUCGACUCCGAUAUCAACAACCGUCUGGUUUACCAUGACUUCUUCAGAGACCCUCUCAACUGGUCAAAAACUGGGGAGACCCUUCCUGGGGGACCCCUGGGAGCCUUGACGGCCAUGUGCAAGAGGACAGAUCCUGGUCCUGUCACCAUUGCUCUCGAUUCACUCAGCUGGCUGUUGCUUCACCUUCCCUGCACCACACUCUGCCAGACCCUGCAUGCCUUGAGCCAUCAGAACUCCUGCCCUAGUGACAGCUCCCCAGUGGGGCAGGUACGUGUGCUGGGCUUGCUACAUGAAGAGCUUCACGGCCCAGGCCCCGUGGGAGCACUGAGCAGCCUUGCUCAGACUGAGGUGGCCCUGGGUGGUACAAUGAGCCAGACCUCAGCCCACAUCCUCUGUCGGAGGCCUCGACAGCGCCCAACUCACCAGACUCAGUGGUUCUGCAUCCUUCCAGACUUCAGCCUAGAUCUCCAAGAGGGGCCCCCUGUGGACUCCCCGCCCCACCCAGAUCCUCAUACACUCCGGGUGGACCCCACGACUCAUUUGACCUUUAACCUUCAUCUGUCCAAGGAAGAGAGAGAAGCUAGAGAUAGCCUGACCCUGCCCUUCCAGUUCAGCUCUGAAAAACAGCAGGCUCUACUGCGCCCUGGGCCGGGCCAGGCUACCAGCCACAUCUUCUAUGAGCCAGACACUUAUGACGACCUAGACCAAGAAGACCCAGAUGAUGACCUAGAUAUUUGACUGGCCAGAUUUGACUAAAUUGAUUGGUGGGGGAGGGGGAAGACCUUGGGCCCAGAACCAUUCUUUUGCUGUUUAUGUUGGCCUUACACCCCCACCCCUACC